Messenger RNA from Ceratina calcarata, 1075 nucleotides. RefSeq lists its product as uncharacterized. The record is from RefSeq and is a predicted model, not a curated record. The coding region runs from base 169 to 963 and encodes 264 amino acids. The transcript has 6 exons. Lineage: Eukaryota; Metazoa; Arthropoda; Insecta; Hymenoptera; Apidae.
CCCGGCGACGUCCCGCGUACACCAGCUGACUCGGUACACGCCAGUCGGCUUUCUUGCUUACAACGGAGCGGUCGGGCGCGUGUGGCAUGCUCAUUCAAUCUAAACAACUGGACCGAGGAAAGGAGAGAGGAUCGUUAAAAAGUUUCGAAAGUUAACAAACACCCACAAAUGGGUAAAUUAAUGUGCAACCCGAGUGGGAUCUUCGUCGUCACGAUGAUGCUCCUCUGCAUGACCGCAUCGCAGAACAAUGACAAUUUUCCUACGAUUUUGGGGGGAAUCGAGAACGUCGCUAACACUGCUACGAAUUUUCUGUCGGGAAUCAUGCGACAACAGAAACGACUGAUAGACCGCGUUACGGACACAGCAACCGAGUACAUAACGAGCGCAGUUGAGAGGCCGAGGAAUCUGCUGAUAAACGCAACCAGAGCGACGACCGGCUACAUUGACAGCGCAGCUUCCAGAGGCUUGGAGUUCAAACUCAGGCGUUUCCUGGAAAAACUUCGCACGAGGAUGCCCUACGGUAUUCCAGAUCUCGGCAUCCCACCCAUGGAACCGUUGCAGCUCGACGAGAUAGACAUCGAGAUCGACAAUCAAGAAAUAGGAAAGUACGUAAUUGAAUGCUUCGGUCACCUGCAACUUAGAACUGCUGAAGCCCCUGUCCGUUCUUUAACUCGAUGCACCUCAAAUCUCAUGUUUAAACUACUUCCCACAAGUUUGACUGCUCUAAUGCAAAUGCAAAAUAGGAGGAGAAUACAAUUUGCGACGCGUUUGUAUGCGCAGGUAUUCCAGGAGCUGUUGCCCAAGGCACUAGACAUAGUGAAGCCCGAGAUACUUCCGCCCAUCAAGAGUUACAUAGGCGGUAAAAUUAACGAAACUAUACAACAUCUCACCAUGAGGGACAUAAUUAGCGUGCUUGUGGGCCCAAGCGAAAUCCGGGAGUUCGCGCACCUCCUAGUCCCUUAAAGAAGACAGUAAUCCAGAAAAUUCACAUAAAACCACAGAUAUUUUUAAACGAAAUAAUCUCAUAAGAUUAGAAUCUCAUAAGAUACGACGUUAGUCUUGCCUAGUAGUGGAG